AUGGUACGGGCUGAUGGGCGCUCCCAACUGAUGCCGCAAAGACGGUCGACAAACUACCAGCCCAACAGCUGGGACUACGACUCGAUUUGCUCCCUGCGGCUUGAGGAGGACCAAAGUAGCCAGGACGAUAAGGAGCCUAGCAAGCAUGAGAGUUUGAAGAACAGAGUCAGGCAGCUGUUUUUGGACAAGAAAGAGAAGUUGCCCACUAGGCUCCGAAUCAUGGAUCAGUUGCAAAGCUUCGGUGUAGCAUACCAUUUUGAGGAGGAGAUCAAAACAACCCUCGUGUCCAUGCAUGUAGAACAUGCAUAUCAUCAUCUCAAGAAUGACCUUUCUUCAACAGCAUUGCUAUUUAGACUGCUCCGAGGAAAUGGACUUCAUGCAUCUACAGAUAUGUUCGAUGCAUUCAUAGGCGGCGACAAGAGGGGUGGUUUCGGAGGUAUCAACCCAGAAGACAUCGACGGAAUUAUUGAGCUGUAUCAGGCUUCGUACCUAGCCUUUCCAGAUGAGACGAUGCUCGACAGAGCUAGAGCAUUCUCCAUCGAAACCCUCACACAGAUGAUGCCGCUCAUGGUGCCUAAACAAAGGGAAAUAGUUGAAGGGGUCUUGUUAGACCUUCCCUUGCACUGGGGAGCCCCGAGGCUGCAUGCAAUACGGUCCCUGAAACGGGGCCGCAAGAACAACAUCAACGACGAUAACAACUGCAGCAUCAACCCGUCCAUUCUAGAGCUAGCAACAGUCGACUUUAACCUCGUCCAAUCUGUUCAUCGAGCAGAACUUGUCAAGAUAAUGAUGUGGUGGAAGGAGACCGCGCUCAGCGAGAAGCUACCGUCCGGCAGAGACCGCCUGGUGGAGUGCUUCUUCGGAGCGGCGUGCAUCGCGCCGGAGCCUCGCCUCGCCGCGUGCCGCGAGGUGCUGGCCAAGAUAGGCUCCCUCCUCGUCCAUCUAGACGACGUAUACGACGUCUACGGGACGCUCGAUGAGCUCAAGGCUUUCACCGACGCCAUCGGUAGGUGGGACAAUGCUUUCGCGGCAGGGGAAGCAGCCCUCCCGGAGUCGAUGAAGGCGAUGUACGCAGCCAUCUGGACGACGUCAACCAGCGCGGCUGAUCGCGUGAUGAAGGAUAAGGGCUACAACGUUCUCCCACUCUACAGGAAGGCGGCUGAUUCAGAAGAAGGAGAUGAUGAGCCAUCAUCCAUCGCUUGCUACAUGAGAGACAUAGGCGCGAGCGAGGAAGAUGCCCGUGGUGCUGUGCAGAAUACCAUUGCCGAGAACUGGAAGGAGCUUAACAACGAGGCCUGUACUGGAGGCUGGAAUUUGUCUUCCCCCUACAGCAUGGCCAACAUUUGCAUCAACCUCGCUAGGAUCUUUCACGACAUCUACCAUAAUGGGGACAGCAUUACGUCACCAACUGACAGCAAGAAACAAUUGGUGAAAGACUUAAUCUUCAUUCCUAUAGUGAUCUGUGACACGGAACCUCAACAUGAAGGGUGA
Molecule: messenger RNA, 1491 nt
Organism: Lolium perenne
Lineage: Eukaryota; Viridiplantae; Streptophyta; Magnoliopsida; Poales; Poaceae
Source: RefSeq, a predicted model, not a curated record